Fimicolochytrium jonesii is the source of this 1312-nucleotide messenger RNA. Its product is annotated as pectin lyase fold/virulence factor. The transcript has a single exon. Gene Ontology annotation, biological process: cell wall modification. The record is from RefSeq and is a predicted model, not a curated record. The coding region runs from base 188 to 1177 and encodes 329 amino acids. NCBI's taxonomy places the organism in Eukaryota, Fungi, Chytridiomycota, Chytridiomycetes, Spizellomycetales, Powellomycetaceae. Gene Ontology annotation, molecular function: pectinesterase activity.
CGCAUCGUUCCGCGUCGUACGCGUGCGCGGUGGAAAGGAAAGCAAAUCUGUCCCAAAAAGUUCACCUCAUGCGGAAACUCAGAAGGAAAAACUGGAUGCGGCUUGCAGGCAUUCGGCUAUAAAAGCCGGGCCAUACUGCAUCCCUUCUGACCUUUCAUCCACCACACCUAAAUUCAAGCACUUCACCAUGUUCGGUCUCAAAUCAGCUGUCCUUGCCUGCCUUUGCGCAGCUCUCGGUGCCGAUGCCCUCACAACGCCUCCCGCCGGAGCCUUGAUUGUGUCCAAGACUUCCCAGGGCAAUGCGAAGGUUUACAGUACUGUGAGCGCCGCAGUCGCCGCUGCCCCCGCCAAGGCUGCCGCCACCAUUUUCGUCUACCCCGGUACAUACAACGAGCAAGUCCAUAUCAAGCGUUCCGCCCCAAUGACAAUUAUCGGUUAUUCCAAAAACGACGUGGAUUACAAGUCGAACGAAGUCUUGAUUACGUACAAGAAGUCUGCUGCCUCGGCCGGUAACAACGAUGCCUCGGGCACUGUCCGCGCGCAAAGUGCUGAUUUCUCGAUGUACAACAUCAACAUCCAGAACGAGUUCGUCGGCUCUCAGGCCAUUGCUCUCUCUGCCCAGGCCGAUCGCCAGGGAUACUACGGCUGCCAAUUGCUGGGAUGGCAAGACACCCUGCUCACGAACCAAGGUCACCACUACUUCGGCAAAACCAAGAUUGUUGGUCGCGUCGACUACAUUUUCGGCUCUCGUUCCCGCGCAUACUUCCAGAAGUGUGACAUGCGCUCGCUGGACAAGGGUUGGGUUACCGCCUCCGGAGUGGACUCUGCUACCAACAAGGGCGUUUACGUGUUUAACCAGUGCACAGUCGCCGCGGCCGAUAAUGCUCUCCCUACCGUCAACGGAGGUGUUGCUUUGGGACGCCCGUGGAGGCAAUUCGCUCAUGUCGUCUUCAUGAACAGCGACAUCUCGAACAUCAUCAAACCCACAGGCUGGGACCAAUGGAACCCGACCGACCCCACCCAAAACCUCCAGUUCUUUGAAUAUAACAACAUGGGCACCGGUUCUGCUACAAGCAAGCGUAUCUUGUCCCGUGUUCUGGCCGCUAACGAGGUUGGAAAAUACUCGAUGGCGAAUGUCCUCGAGUCGACCAACUGGGUGGACAAGAAGUAUAUUUAAACUCGAACUAUUGGUAUACCCCCUAGAUACUAGAUUGGAAAUAGAUUGAUCGUAGCUGAUCGUGCACCUCUGGCUAUAUGAGGGCGGCCUUGGCUACAUAGAAUCGGAAUACGCCCGAAUAUACAUACCAACGAG